CAAUUCAAUCGUCCCGGGACCCGUCCGCCAAAAGUUGGGGGGACUUUGGCCUUGCAAAUAAAUCCUAAUUCAGCUUUGUCAAACCGUCAAAAUUCAGGGUUAUGAGACGUGAUGUAGCCGCGACAAUAUCAUAUUGCAAGAGCUCGGCCAAGGUGGUGGUGCCUGUGUUGGUGACCCAAGGGCGAUGGUUUUCUCUGUAAUGUUUCGAUAUACCUGGUUUGUCAAGCCAAUAUCUUGGAAUGCGGGCGGGAUGCGCGCCGGUGACGGAGGUCCACAUCUUGAGCUAGCCAUGAAUGAGGUCUGGAACGGGCUCGACCCACACCGACUUAAUGUCUGGACCUUCGAGCCUCUUGCCGAAAUCGUUGCAGUGCGGGAACAGCAGCGUCUUGUCGACGACUUCAAACCCAUGAGAAAGGGACUUUAUGUGUAGGGUGCGCUUGAACGAGCGUUA
Coniophora puteana RWD-64-598 SS2 is the source of this 451-nucleotide messenger RNA. RefSeq lists its product as uncharacterized. The coding region runs from base 200 to 430 and encodes 76 amino acids. The record is from RefSeq and is a predicted model, not a curated record. Lineage: Eukaryota; Fungi; Basidiomycota; Agaricomycetes; Boletales; Coniophoraceae. The transcript is spliced from 5 exons.